CCUAAAAAAAAGAACAAGAACCCCUAAACACUUACUGGAAGAGGGAAAAACAGGCAGGCAGCCAAGCAAGCAUGCGAAUGUUUGUGUAAACAUAUAGAAAAUAUAUCACAAACACGGAGUGAUGCUGCGUCUUCCUUCCCACAAUCAACGCUUCCAUCUCCUCAUUCGCAAUCUCUCUUCCUUUGCCUCCAAUACUACCAUUUUCAUGACCUCCAAACACUUCCUCCCUUCCCCUCUGCUGCCUCAAACCCUUUCUCCUAAACACUUCUCCACCCCCUCUAAACGCCUCCUUCCCUCUCUUUCUUCCAAACCCAUCCCCAACAACCAUUCUUUCUGGCUCAGGACUAAUGGGUUUUAUUCUCUUCCUUCUCCCAGUGAUUCUUCUCCCUCUCCAGCUUAUUCUCAAGACUUGGAAGACCAGCCCUCGGAUACGCGUAGCUUGCAGAUUUUGAAUCAUAAACUAAAGCAGCUUGGCAUCGAUAUUACUAAGAGUGUUGCUGGGCGUGAAAACCGCUUAAUGUGUCCCUCGUGCAAGGGUGGUGAAUCAGGGGAACUUAGCUUAUCUCUUUUCAUCAGCCUAGAUGGGUAUUCAGCUUCAUGGCUGUGUUUUCGAGCGAAAUGUGGGUGGAAAGGCUACACAAAAGCCGCUGCAGAUGGCAAGCCAUCAAUUGAAAAUCUCGGUUUAGUUAACAAAGUUAAGGUCAAAAGGCAAAUCACAGUGGAGAGUUUGGAAUUAGAACCACUAUGUAAUCAGCUCACUGCUUAUUUCGCAGAGCGAAUGAUAUCUUCAAAAACACUAAAGAGAAAUGCUAUAAUGCAAAAAAGGAGUGGUGAUGAGAUUGCUAUUGCAUUCACUUAUUGGCGUAAAGGAGAACUUGUAAAUUGCAAGUAUCGGGAUAUAGCUAAGCGGUUUUGGCAGGAAAAGGAUACUGAAAAGAUACUUUAUGGGCUGGAUGACAUAGCAGAUGCAAGCGAUAUCAUCAUUGUUGAAGGUGAAAUGGACAAGCUUGCAAUGGAGGAAGCUGGCUUCCGUAAUUGUGUCAGUGUCCCUGAUGGUGCACCACCAUCAGUUUCUGAAAAGGAGGUUCCAGCUGAAGAGCAGGACACAAAGUAUCAAUACCUGUGGAACUGCAAAGAGUACUUUAAAAAGGCAGCUCGCAUUAUACUUGCCACUGAUGGAGAUCUACCUGGUCAGGCCCUAGCUGAAGAGCUUGCACGUCGCCUUGGAAGAGAGAGAUGCUGGAGAGUUAAAUGGCCGAAGAAAAAUGACGUGGGUCAUUUUAAGGAUGCAAAUGAGGUUCUUAUGUAUUUGGGACCCAGCGUUCUUAAGGACAUAAUUGAUAAUGCCGAGUUAUAUCCCAUAAGUGGGUUAUUCAACUUUAGUAGUUUCUUUGAUGAAAUUGACCAAUAUUAUCAUCGAACUCUUGGAUAUGAAUUUGGUGUCUCAACUGGUUGGAGGGCGCUGGACAACCUAUAUAAUGUUGUGCCAGGAGAGCUGACAAUAGUAACUGGUGUUCCCAACUCUGGGAAGAGUGAAUGGAUUGAUGCUCUCUUAUGUAAUCUUAAUGAAGGUGUUGGUUGGAAAUUUGCUCUUUGUUCCAUGGAGAACAAGGUUCGGGAUCAUGCAAGGAAACUUUUAGAGAAAUCCAUAAAGAAACCGUUCUUUGGUGUAGGCUAUGGAAGCAAUGUGGAAAGAAUGAGUGUAGAGGAACUAGAGAAAGGGAAGAAAUGGCUGAAUGACACAUUUCAACUCAUAAGGUGCGAGAAUGAUUCUCUUCCAAGUAUACAGUGGGUUCUUGAACUUGCAAGGGCAGCGGUUCUAAGGCAUGGUGUUCAGGGUCUUGUAAUUGAUCCUUACAAUGAACUAGAUCAUCAGCGCCCAGUUAGUCAGACUGAAACGGAGUAUGUAAGCCAGAUGCUUACGAAGAUCAAGCGAUUUGCUCAGCAUCAUUCUUGUCAUGUCUGGUUUGUUGCACAUCCAAGACAGUUGCACCACUGGAUUGGGGCUCCUCCUAAUCUCUAUGACAUAAGUGGAAGUGCACACUUCAUAAACAAAUGUGACAAUGGAAUUGUUAUUCAUCGAAAUCGGGAUCCUGAGGCUGGGCCUGUUGAUCUAGUACAAGUUUGUGUGCGGAAAGUUCGAAAUAAGGUUGUAGGAAAUAUAGGCGAUGCGUUCUUGUCUUAUGAUAGGGUGACGGGUGUAUAUAAGGACAUUGAUGAAUCACAAAAGAAGUGAUAGGCCAUGGUGAUUGUUCAAUUGUGGGCUUAAGAAUUUUGUAUAGUACGACUAUGGAUUAUGCAUCUGAAGUCUUCUUUCCUGGUGAAACGUGUACAACUAAAAUGUUGCCACCAAGGAGCUGAAAGGCUUGAGAAUAUGUUGCAAUGGUGGGCAGGAGGCAGCGGUAAGCAGACGGGAAGAGUUGUUGAGUCGGUUCUAACUGAUAUUACUGGGGUGUACGUUGAUUUUCUUUAUCAAUAGAAUUCAGGAAUUUCUCUUGCUCAUAUCAUUGCAACAGUAAUUGUUUGGCAGUCCUUGUUUCUUUUACUACUAUUUUUGAAUGCUCCCUUGUAAUUGGCAGAGAUCAUUCAUGUCAAGCAUGAGAUGAUGUGAUGAAGUUAUGAAAAAUUUCAAUGCUGAGACUUUAAAUAUGAUCAAUCUAGGACUUGGUACUAUGAAA
Molecule: messenger RNA, 2678 nt
Organism: Gossypium raimondii (Peruvian cotton)
Lineage: Eukaryota; Viridiplantae; Streptophyta; Magnoliopsida; Malvales; Malvaceae
Product: twinkle homolog protein, chloroplastic/mitochondrial
Exons: 21
Coding region: 122-2236 (704 amino acids)
Biological process (GO): DNA replication
Molecular function (GO): ATP binding; 5'-3' DNA helicase activity; single-stranded DNA binding
Source: RefSeq, a predicted model, not a curated record